Molecule: messenger RNA, 1500 nt
Organism: Anguilla anguilla (European eel)
Lineage: Eukaryota; Metazoa; Chordata; Actinopteri; Anguilliformes; Anguillidae
Exons: 7
Coding region: 222-1010 (262 amino acids)
Cellular component (GO): membrane
Source: RefSeq, a predicted model, not a curated record
CUGAUAUUUGAUCAGGGUGCGCGGAGGAGGAAAAGGAAGUCGUUCCCGUAAAUUGCUAGGGUUUUUUUUUUCUGUAACCUGUUGUGCAGCAGUCGGUGUCGGUAAAAUAUCAUUUUUACCUUUUUAUCGGCGGUUUCAAAGCUCGCAACUGGUACGUAAACACAUAGUUAAUACUCAUUCGACUAAGGACGGUAGGGGAAGACAGGAUUGUCGUCGACAAGAUGUCCGUCUCUGUGACUACCGCCAAUGGACUCGUCAUCGUCACCCAAGUCUUUAAACAGGGAGAGCAGCUCAACAUCCCCAUGAACUCCAUUGCCGCACCUGCAGUACCUGCUGCAGCGAAACCAGUGGAGUCUGUUGAACCAUCGAGCCCCGUGUCCCCGAUGACAAAGAAAUUCCUCCAGGGUCAACCAAAACAACUGGGGAUUGUGCAGAUCAUCACUGGGCUCGUGAUCGUCGCUCUGGGCUUCAUGUUAGUCUGGCAGAACCCUAUGUGGGGUGCCCCAAUAUGGUCUGGAUCAGUGUUCGUCCUGUCUGGAAUCAUCUCUGCCAUUGCGCACAGAGGAACCCGGCCCUGCCUGAUCAAAUGCACCCUGGCGCUGAACGUGCUCAGCUGCGUGGCGGCCGUCGCGGCGAUCGCCAUCGUCACCGUUCACCUGAUCACCGUGCGGCCGGGCGUCAGCGGCUGCGAGGAAAACCGCGAAUCGAGCUACUACUCGGACUACGGCAGGGACAACUACUACUACAUGUGCCAGGAGAUGUUCUGGAAGUACACGAUCGUGUUGGACGGCGUGCGGGGGCUGCUGCUCGUCCUGUCCGCGCUCCAGUUGGCCGUCGCUGUGUCCGGCGCCGUUUACGCCGGCCGGGCCAGCUGCUCCAGCUCCUCCCCCAAGCCGAUGGUUGUGGUGAUCGAGAAGCCAGCGAUCGGCGCUGGGGACCACUAUGGCAGCGAUGAGGCUCUCCUGGGCAGCGACGACGCCCCCGGCAACCCUCCACCCUAUGACGCCUGAGGCCCCGCCCCCUGGGAACUGGCUGCUUAGCGACGUCCGCACGCCGUGCUCAGAUGUUCUGUUGUAUCAGCUUUCCUGCUGCUUUCAAGUGCCUUGAGGUGGUGUCUGGGAAUCUUAUUCAGAUGAUGUGACGCUCUCACGUCGACUGUGGGUUUUUUUAGUUUUUUUUUUACACUUACUGAUUUUAGUGCUAUUCUGAUUGAGCGGGUGACGGUUUUUCCCCACACUGGUCAAAACCGAAAGCAAUUUUUAGAUCGUCCUGCUCACAAAGCUUAUGUUUUCGUUUGUUUUUGCAGUCUAGUCUCACCCUUGUCUUCUGUAGUCGAAGAGGAAUGUGUGCACUUAAAAAAAUGUAGACAACAUUGCAAAAAUGUUAAGGUAAUGGUAAAUGGUAAAUCUUUAAACAUAUCUGUGUGAUUUUAUAUGACCGAUGAGUGUUUUCCUUCAUGCUGAUUUGUUUAUAAUAAAGAUGCACUUGUGAACAAUUGGC